This is a messenger RNA of Belonocnema kinseyi, 834 nucleotides long. RefSeq names its product serine/threonine-protein kinase RIO1 (gene RIOK1). The record is from RefSeq and is a predicted model, not a curated record. Lineage: Eukaryota; Metazoa; Arthropoda; Insecta; Hymenoptera; Cynipidae. The transcript is spliced from 4 exons. Gene Ontology annotation, cellular component: preribosome, small subunit precursor; cytosol. Bases 180 to 755 code for a protein of 191 amino acids. Gene Ontology annotation, biological process: maturation of SSU-rRNA.
CGUGCAUUUUUAGUGAGUUUUAGCUCGUUUAAAGGUUUAACCUUGGCUCUGUUGUGUUUAUAUUGUGAUAUUUUAUUAAUUGAAGACAGUAAAAAUGGAUUCAACUGUGGAGGAAGGUCAAUACAGUGAUGCGGAUGAAGAUGACAUAAAAUUUCUUCAAGAAAAAAGAUGUGGCGGUAAUGUCAAUGAAGGCUCUUUUUAAUUUCAUUACUGAUCCCACUGUAACGGAAGAUAAUAUGGAUGAAUAUCUCGAUACAGUUUCGAAUCAAAUGACACAGGAAUCGCAAGAAUUAAAUCCAGAGCAAGAAGUGGACGAAGAAGUAUUUAAACAAGCUUAUAUUCCUCAAAGGCUUGCUGAGGUUAUCGACGUUGAAAGGGAUAUAAAUCUAGCGAAAACUGGAAAAGAGAACUUGAUCUACAAAACUUUAGUAGGUCUAAAAGCCGAUUUGUCGAUGCCGGCGAAAAUUCCGGAAAUUCUCGCCACUAAAGAUCGUUCCAAUAAAUCUGACGAGGAUGGUGUCACUAGUAGUAGUGAUGAAGAGGAUUCGGAAAAUUCCGAUCUCGAGGAUUAUUCUGAGGAUAGUGAAGGCAAUAAAAUAUCGAAAUUUAUCAAUGCUGCGCGUCCACGGAAUGAAACUUCUGAAAAUAAAAAGGCCCGGAAAAAGGCAGUCAAAGAGGAGCAAGCAGAGAAAAGGAAAAGCAAAGUUAAAAAGCACCUUAAGAAGAGAAAAGAAAGAAUUGCAAAGAAGAAAUAGGUAUAGAACUAUAGCAUGUAAUGCAUAAAAUGAUGUAUUAUCGAUGAAAAGUGUACAUAAAUAUAUUGUCUUAUCUGCA